UCCAGUCUGUCAGACGUCGCUUUGAAUGUUCCGAACUGCCCUAAAAAGAUUUCAGAAGAAAUGGAAAUCAUACAGACACAGAUUUGUGCCUUGGGUUGUACUGAACCUGUCUAAAAACGAGAAAACGCUGCGACAGGUGACGGAGCGCUCGAAAGACAAACUAGUCCCAGAUGCAGAGGUUUCACGGAGCCUGCUGAAGCUUUUCAGAGUACUGCUGAGGAGUCAUGGGGCUAAUCACUGGGAUCUCCGUGCGGCUCAAACUCACUUUCACAGACAGGUAACAAGUGAAGAAGAGCAGUAUGAAGGAAAUCCAGCGUUUGGGUAUGAUGCCAUGUUACAGACUCUCGGAUUCUGCAUUGACCGGCAGCCUAGCACUUUGCCCUUUGCAGGAAGUGGAGUGUUUGUCACCAAGGGAUUUGUACCCAAAGGAGCUACAGUUGCCAUGUACCCUGGCACAGUCUAUCAAGCCUAUGAGCCUAUUCUUCUCCAGUCCAUUAGAAACCCUUUUGUAUUCAGGUGUAUUGAUGGUGUCUUGAUCGAUGGAAAUGACAAAGGCAUCUCCAAAAUGGUGUUCAAGUCCUGCAGUGGCAGGGACAGAAUAGGACCCUUCAUGAUGAGUGACACCAGCUGGCUGACAGCCACUCCACAAAACCCACUUGCUGUGGGCCAGUAUGUGAACAACUGCUCUAACGAGUAUCCAGCUAAUGUGUGCUACCAGGAAUAUGACGUGCCAGACAAGUUUCCUAUCGAGCUCCACCAGUAUCUCCCUAAUGUCAACUACAGCCAGGACACACAGAGGCCUCUCCGGUGUGUUGUCCUUGUUUCACUCAGAGAAAUUAAAGCAGGGGAGGAACUCUUCUCCAACUACUACACCAUUGUGCAUUAGAAUUGAAAUAUACUCCAUUGUUCUGCUUUGGUGUCAGAACAUAAGAGAAUGAACAUUUUUGAAAUUCAAACAACAUUGUUAUCAUUGUUUGUAUUUAAUGGCAAAACCACUCAUUUUUAAAAACGUUUUCUUUGUACAUUCAGCAAUGCUUAUUAACAAGUAAGAGCAAAAUAUGUCUUGUAUGGUUUGUUGUAAUAGGCAAGGAACAAAACUGGUGUUAUUUGUUUUGAAGCAUAAUGCAAGAAUAUACAGAAAUAUCGAAGAUUAGUUGAGCCAGGCCACAUAAGAUAUAUAGUAUAGUAUAUGCCAGACCUGAGCACAUGACAGAAGAGGUAUUCAGAUCUUUUAUUACAGUAAAAGUAGCAAUACUGCAUUCAAAAUGUUAUAUGAGUAAAAUACAAAU
Seriola dumerili (greater amberjack) is the source of this 1289-nucleotide messenger RNA. It is a transcript of the gene setd9, whose product is annotated as SET domain containing 9. The record is from RefSeq and is a predicted model, not a curated record. The transcript has a single exon. Gene Ontology annotation, molecular function: protein binding. The coding region runs from base 26 to 886 and encodes 286 amino acids. Lineage: Eukaryota; Metazoa; Chordata; Actinopteri; Carangiformes; Carangidae.